AUGUGGACUCUUGUAUUUUUAUUCUUCACUGUCCUGAGCAAAGCUGAUACCUCCAGAUGCAAAGAUUACUAUGUGGAUGUGGGAGCUUUUUGUGUUCAGCUAGUGAAAACAGAGGUACCUUUCCCAGAUGCCAAGGAGCACUGUAAGGGGUUUGGAGGAAAGUUAGUUCAGAUCUCGAGCCUGGAGACGCUGAAAAAUCUGAUGGACCUCCUGCAGGAUGGAGAUGGCUACUGGGUAGAGGUAUCACCCACUUUAACUGGUCAGUUGCACAAUCAGGACCAUGAUCAAGGUUAUUCAUACAACAAGGGUCCCCAUGCCUCGGAACUCUGUCAUAUAAUAUUCAAGGACUCCCAACUUCGCCGGGUAAACCCUCUGAAGUGUGAAGAUAAGAUUGCAUUCAUCUGUGCUCACAAUCAUGUCCAACCUCAGAAACCAAAACGUGAUAUCCGCUCAUGGUGUCAGAGAUUUUGCUUUCAAUCACGAAAAGCGGCCACCACAAAGAAACCACCAGCAACGCCACCACAGGGCACGGUCCCGCCACCCAAUCUGGAAGUCAUUAACCCAGCCCAGUUGAACAACAUGAGCCUAGCAAAGGCUAUAAAGACUACAGAAGAACUAGUGAACCAGCUUCAGAAUGUGGUGAAAGAUAUUUGGAUUGUGCCCCUUGUGGCAAAGGCCUCUGACAUUCUGACACAGCUAAUGACAUCCAGUAAUUUCCUAACGCCGUCUGCUCAGGUCAAUGCCAGUGAUGUCCUGCUGCUCUUAUCAGAGCAGUUCUCCAACACCAUGUACCUGGCCACCAAUAUCUCUAUGGAGAAUGUCUCGGAUUCUGCAAAUUCUCUUUUCCAAGCCUUUGACAGGACAAUGAGAGCCUCCUUGGAGAACUAUUAUAACCUUACCGCAGAGCAGGUGAACCGUAUACACGACUCAUCAUUUUUAUCUGUGGACAACAUUGAAUACACACUUUUGACAAUCUCACAAAGAGGCCUACAGAGUUAUUCCUUCUCUUCCUCUGUAUCCAGCCUGACAGUGGCCAGGGUCAACGCCACAGAUCUGAUUACAAAAUCAUUCACAACAGAGGAGCCUGCAGUGUCCCGGGUAACCUUCCCAGUUUCAGCUGUCCCACAAAAUGUGAAUGACAGCCUCAAGCCUCUUAAUGUUCAGGUGCUUGCCAUGUCUAUAAACCCAUUUUGUUACGCCAGCGAUAAAGAGAUUAUAGGACCCGUGGUUAACAUCCAUCUGAGCAACGAUGAAGAAAGCCUUGAAAUUCACGACCUGUCAGAAUUUAUUAAGAUUGUACUGGUUAGAAAUGAGAGCUCCAGCAGCAACAAUCCCAAUGUAAAUCUCACAAAAAAUCAGAACAUGAGUGUGGCGGUAAAUGUGACCUCCGUGGAAGAGUCUUUAGUGGUGACAGUGAAACCGGAUAUCCCAGUUCCGCUUGUACUUUACCUUGGAUUCCAGGUGAAGGCCAACAGCAGUCAUUUCAUGGAGAACAUCUCAGUACCUAAUGGUAAGACAAAGGAGAGAGAUGAUGGGUAUACCUGGGUCCUGCCUCCAGAGAAACUUAAUGGCUCUGGCACAUACUACAUUACUGUCAGCAUCUCCAACCAAAGCAUAUGGAAUGAACAGGAGGUCAUGCCUUUCUUCAUCUCAGUCUUUGCCACACAGUGUGUUUACUGGAACUACAACCAGUCGGAAUGGAGUGAAGAUGGCUGCCAGGUGGGGCCGCAAAGUACCAUGACCGAGACCCAGUGUCUGUGUAACCAUCUGACGUUCUUUGGUAGCACCUUCUUUGUUAUGCCACACGUGGUGGAUCUCAGUGACACCCUAAGCCUCUUUGCCAAUGUAACGAAGAACCCUGUGGGACUGGCGCUUCUGGGAGCAUUGAUCGGGUUCUACCUGCUGGUUGUAGUUUGGGCAUGGAAGAAGGACAAGGAGGAUGUGAAAAAGGUCAGGGUGGCUAUACUUACAGACAAUGACCCUGCAUUUCACUUUCGAUAUGUGAUUAAAGUCUGCACUGGGUAUCGUAAAGGCGCUGGCACCACAUCCCAGGUUGUGAUGAUGCUCUAUGGAUCCGAAGGGCAAAGCGACCCCCAUAUUCUGAGUGAUCCUGAGAAGGAAGUGUUUACCAGGGGAGCAGUAGAUGUUUUCCUCUUAAAAACACGGUUUCUGGGGGAACUGCACAGCUUGAGACUGUGGCAUAGUAACUCUGGUAGCAGCCCAUCAUGGUAUGUGCACCGUGUCUCUGUUACGGAUUUAGCUGCCCAAAAGACUUGGUAUUUCCUCUGUGACUCCUGGCUGGCCUCUGACUUGGCCGAUUGUCAACUGGACCGAAUCUUUCCCUCUGCUUCCAAAGGUGAUCUCAUGUCUCUUAGGUAUUUGCUCUUAUCAGGCUCGGUUGAGAAGUUUUUGAAAGAUCACCUGUGGCUGUCUGUUUGGACUCGCUGCCCUUGGAGCCCUUUCACCCGCGUGCAGAGGAUUUGCUGCUGUAUGAGUCUUCUUUUCUGCAGUCUUGUCAUUAAUAUCAUGUUCUGGAACCUGCAACCGGAUGAAGAUUCUGAGCCAGGACAGUUCUUUAUAACACUGACCCAGAUUAAGAUAAGUUUUCAGUCUUCCUUGAUGUUGGUACCAGUGAAUCUCCUGAUUGUUCAGAUGUUUCAGCUCAUCCAGGUGCAAAUAAAGCAAGUGAAUAUUCCCCAAAAUAAACUUCGUGUGACUCUUGCACCAAAGCCUUGCUCCAAAGAGGCAUCAACAGAACAGCUUCUCAAGGAUUUAAAAGACAUUGUUGACUUUCUUCAUAAGUACAUCAUUCAAGUAUUGGGUGAGAAUCCCACGUAUCCAGAGGGUUCCAACAAACAGUUACCCCUAAAACAUCUAGAUGAUCUAUCUUACUUAAUACAAUCAUUCAUCUGUGUCCACAGACCCACUCAAGAGAAUUCUACACGUAUCAUUGUGAGGAGUCCUCAACAGUGUAUCUUCCUUCACUACCUGUACAGAGUACUGGAAAACCUCAUGAUUGAGGUCUCGUCUGUGGAUUUAUCCUACGUCUCUAAGCCAUCUGACUACAUUCAAGCCGCCAAUGUUAUAUACGACCUAAGGGAACAUCUCCAAAAUGAAAAUGUGACAGGGGCUACUCUCCCCAGCAGCCUCACCACCAGUUUUCCAGUGACCACUACACAGAGGACACGGUGCAGUCGCAUGCCCAAGGCUUUCACAUACAUGUGCUGGGUCUUCCUGUUUGCAAUCAGCGCCUUCUCUGCCUACUACAUGGUCCUUAUAAGCCUAGACAUGACCAAAGAGAAGGCAACCAGUUGGCUUAUUUCCAUGCUACUGUCUUUCUUUCAAAGCCUCUUUGUGCUCCCACCUAUAAAGGCUUUGGCACAAAUGGUCAUCCUAUUCCGAGUGCUGAGGAAGAGUAACAUUGAGGACACCAGUGAAGAGCAGCAACUCCACGGAAUUCUCUCUUUGCUUGCAAGUCGUCCUGACUGGGAACUCUCUGGCUGGAGGGACCAAAAUAAUCCCGUGUACCAAGCACCUGCCAAUAAAGAUAUCGUCAGCCUCAAGAAGCAGAAAAUAAUGGAGCGGAAACUCUAUACACUAAUCCACGACAUAAUAGUUCAUAUUGUGUUCCUGGUUGCUACAAUGAUUGCGACUUAUGCUGAGAGGAGUCCUAAUGAGUACAUGCUUAACAAGGCCAUGCAAAGCAGCUUCUCAGACACGUUCAGCAACAUUAGAAGCAUUGAGGACUUUUACAGCUGGUCAUGGGGCACGCUGUUACCAAACCUCUACGGUAACUACCCGGGAUUUAUCACGGACGGUAACUCUUUCUUGGUGGGUUCUGCACGGAUCCGUCAGCUACGAAGAGUCCUGAACAGCGCCAGCAACCAGGCCCUGUACGAUUCAGAGGACACUGACAGUUAUGGACCAGGCUGGGUGCCUCUCCGCGGCGUUGGCAAUCAGGAAAGUUGGUGGGUGUACCACACAGAAACGGAAUUAGGAGGAUACCCCAUCUGGGCACAGUUGGGCACAUACUCAGGAGACGGAUACGUGGUGGAACUAGGGAUGAACAGCAGCUCAGCUUCCAGUGUUCUUACGCAGCUAAAGAAGUACAACUGGCUGGACAGUUACACCAAAGUGAUCUUCUUGGAGUUCAAUGUGUACAAUGCAAAUGUAAACCUCUUCUGUCUUGCAACCUUAAUCCUGGAGGUCAACGUGAUAGGUGACUUCUCUCCCUCAGCUGACCUUCAGACAAUGCGUCUUUAUAAGGACACCUCGGGACAGCUGAAUGUGCAGUUUAUCAGUGAUAUGGUCUUUGUUGUCAUCUUCUUGUAUAUCGUUCUACAUCAGAUUUUACGCCUGAAAACCCAGAAAUGCUCCUACUUCCGCAACUACAGAAACCUACUCGAUUUGAGCAUUGUGGCCAUCAGCUGCUGUAACACCGGUCUAUACGUGAAGAGGAAACUUCUGCAUCAGAACGUUAUCUAUCGCUACCAUCUGGACCACACACGUUUUGUCAGUUUCUACGAAACAGCCGUCAUCGAUAGUGCUCAGGGCUAUGGCAGUGCAUUUUUAGUUGCCCUGAUGAUAGUUAAACUGUGGCGCCUGCUGAAUUUGAAUCCCAAUUUGCACCUGAUCACGAUGACUCUUCGGAAGGCCUGGACCGAGAUCGGUGGCUUUUUGUUCACAAUUCUUAUUCUAUUAAUUGCAUAUUCUAUCACGUGCAACCUCUUGUUUGGAUGGUGCAUUUCUAGCUACAGGACCGUCUUGGAAUCUGCUGUGACCAUCAUUAGUCUUCUAAUUGGCAUUUUUGAUUAUGAAGAAGUUUUGACACUAGAUCCAGUCCUUGGUUCACUGCUCAUUACCACUUGUGUCAUUUUCUUAAUCUUUGUGGUGGUGAACAUCUUUUUGUCAGCCUUGCUAGGGGUAUUUUCCCGGGAGCGUCAGUGCCCGACGCCCUAUGAAGAGAAGGAAAUUGUGGACCUCUUGUUACUGAAACUAUCAGGGCUAUUUGGAAUACGUAAAAAGCAAAGCAAGUCACAAGAAGAAGCUAAAGACAAGGAGAUGUGAACCACGACUCUCGAAUUAUCA
This is a messenger RNA of Spea bombifrons (plains spadefoot toad), 5088 nucleotides long. It is a transcript of the gene PKD1L3, whose product is annotated as polycystin 1 like 3, transient receptor potential channel interacting. The transcript has 31 exons. Gene Ontology annotation, cellular component: membrane. The coding region runs from base 1 to 5067 and encodes 1688 amino acids. Lineage: Eukaryota; Metazoa; Chordata; Amphibia; Anura; Pelobatidae. Gene Ontology annotation, molecular function: calcium channel activity; calcium ion binding; protein binding. The record is from RefSeq and is a predicted model, not a curated record. Gene Ontology annotation, biological process: detection of mechanical stimulus.